AUGGGUGGCGCGUGCCACCACUGCUGCGAGAAGCCAGAGGCUGCGAAUCCAGCACAGAUUCCACACCAGCCAGUGCAAAAAGAGCGCAGGAACAGCCAUCAGGCCGCGAGCGACUUUGCUGAUGGUGAUCCAUCAGCUUAUUCGGGCGCACAAUUGCAAAAACGAGCGAAUUUACAGGUCAAAGAUGGCGGCUUUGCUCUGGGGAACUUCGCUGCUACAAACACCGGCCGCAUAGAGGAUUUCUAUGAGCUGGAGAAGCACAAGCUCGGCGAAGGAGGGUUCGGAUCUGUGCGGCGGGGAAGGGACAAGCGGACGGGAAGAGUCUAUGCGAUCAAGUCGAUCCGGAAGAAAGGGGUUGAGGAACCGCAGAAACUGAAAGAAGAGAUCGACAUCAUGCGCCUGUUGGAUCAUCCCAACAUAGUGCGAUUCCAAGAAAGCUUCGAGGAUCACCGGCUUCUGCAGCUUGUGCUGGAGCUUUGUGAAGGAGGAGAGCUCAUAGACAGAGUCACCGCCCAGGGGUCCAUCACGGAAAGGCAAGCUGCAGGAUGUGUGCGAGAUAUGCUCCGAGCCAUCAACUACUUGCACAUGAACAACAUCAUGCACCGCGAUCUGAAGCCAGAGAAUUUCCUCCUCGCCACCAAGGAGGAGAUCGGCAAGUCAUCGCUGAAGCUGAUCGACUUCGGCCUGGCAAAGCGCUUCAAACCGGGUGAGCCGGCCCGCACCAAGGCGGGGACCCCGAACUACGUGGCACCGGAGGUGCUCUCUGGACGCUAUGACGAGAAGGUGGACACUUGGAGUAUUGGAGUCAUCGCCUUCCUCCUCCUCUCUGGCAAGCACCCCUUCACCGGGAAGACGGUUGAACAGGUGCUUCAGAAAGUGAAGAAUGCAUCCUUCAUCACCGAUGGAAAGCAUUGGAAAGGAGUGUCGGCUGAUGGCAAAGGCUUCGUGCAGGCCUGUCUGCAGAAGGUUCCCAUGGCCCGACCGUCCGCUGGGAGCUGUCUCAAGCAUCGAUGGAUCGAACGCUUGGCGGAGAAGGACAUGGAUGGCCCGGUGAUCGGCCUGCAGAUCGAGGGCUUGGCUGCGUUCGGGCGCAUGCACAAGCUGAAGAAGGCUGUGGUCACAGUCAUCGCGGCACAGAUGUCGGAAGAAAGGAUAGAUGAAUUGCGUCGGAUGUUCAUGACAAUGGACAGAAAUGGAGACGGAACCUUGACGGUCGUAGAGGUCAAAGACGCCUUGGACAAGGCUGGCAUCGCAAUGCCCGGCAACAUGGAGCAGCUGUUGGGCGAGGCUGACACAGACGGCUCGGGAGUCAUCGACUACACCGAGUUUCUGGCAGCAACUCUGGACAAGAAGGUGUAUGUCCAGGAAGAUAUCGUGUGGACAGCAUUCAAGAAGUUCGACCUGGACAACAACGGAAGCAUUGACAUGAAAGAGUUGGCACAGGUCAUCGGUGACGAGCAAGUGGUGGAAGCGAUGAACCUCAAAGACAGUGGAGAUGUGGGCAGUUUGGUCCACAUCUUCGAGCAGGUGGACAAGAAUGGCGACGGCAAGAUCGACUUCGACGAGUUUUUCCAGAUGAUCCGUGGGGUGGAAAACAGCUGCCAGUCGCCUUCCGGCUCCUCCGCACCUAGCAUCAAGCCGGGUGGCCGUGAUUCCCCGACCCACAAGCAGAAGGAAGAGCAAAGGCUUAAGAUGAGCAGCUUGCUGGAAGACUUCGACGAGGACGAUGGCGGCAAAGUGCAAAAGAAGGCCAGCUUGUCUGCCAAAAUCCUGUACUGA
Symbiodinium sp. CCMP2456 is the source of this 1779-nucleotide messenger RNA. The record is from the annotation of a GenBank genome assembly. Lineage: Eukaryota; Dinophyceae; Suessiales; Symbiodiniaceae.